Molecule: messenger RNA, 5707 nt
Organism: Macrobrachium nipponense
Lineage: Eukaryota; Metazoa; Arthropoda; Malacostraca; Decapoda; Palaemonidae
Product: A disintegrin and metalloproteinase with thrombospondin motifs adt-2-like
Exons: 14
Coding region: 359-2608 (749 amino acids)
Biological process (GO): extracellular matrix organization; proteolysis
Cellular component (GO): extracellular matrix
Molecular function (GO): metalloendopeptidase activity
Source: RefSeq, a predicted model, not a curated record
CGUGGUGUGUUCCGGGAGUGUUCGAAUCUCUUCCUCUGGUUUCCACUCAUUUUCUAGUCGUAUUAUGAUACAAAAGGAUAAUGUUGAUAUGGACUGAAAGGAAAUGCAGUAGAAUAGAGGUUUUUAUCGAAAGUUAAACUCAAAUGACGUGUAUUGAUGCUGGCAAUGCUGUAAUUAGGCAUACGGUCUACGGGAAACGGCGAUGUCUUGACGUCCUGAAUGAGGUAACCGAUGAUCACUCCAUGUACCUGCGAAGCCUGACUCACGAAAUCAGCCUGUGUUCAAACAAGUGCCUAAUGGUAAACACAAUACCGGAGAAGUCUGCAGUCUAACAAAAACAUACUGUUUGUAGCCAGCCAUGAGUUUAAUCAAAGACAUUCACAAUAUAGGGGUGACUCUGUCUCCAAGAUCUGUCAGGAGAAAGAGGCGGAACGUGACGGCGAGGAGAAAAAGUGAGAAGAGAACCGAAGGAAAAUUUGAUAUCCAGUGGGAGGAGACGGCGCUCGAAGGCCUCAAGUACCUGAAUCUCUUCCUGUUGCUAAGUAUUUUCAUCAGUGGAGCUGCGGCCUUCAAGGCCCCAGAUGCGACCAUCAGACUAGAAAAAGAAGAUUUGGAGUUUCUCUUCGGCGACAAAGAAGUCCCGCCCCACUCCUUAGUGAACAUCAGAAGCCGGCCAAGGGAGAAGAGGUCCUCCGACACCUUGACCGAAAGCCCGGGUUUCCUGGACUUGGUCGUGGAGGACGAGGAGGAGAGGCUCGAGUUCGAACUCCGACCGAACACCGCCUUAGUAUCUCCCGACUUCGUCAUCGUCGUGCGGGACACCAACGGUUCCACGAAGGAGAAGGGCGUCGUGAGGCCCUCCUGCGUGUACGUGGGCGCAGCCAAAGGGCAUCCCGAGACACAGGCCGCUCUGUCCAACUGCGACGGCAAGGGAUUCACAGGUGUUAUCGUGGCCAACAACUACACCCACCUGGUGAAGCCCCUGCUAAGUAAUUCUCUUCGGAGGCGACGCCGUAAGAGGCAGGAUGUAGAUGGCUCUGAGGAGGAGUUUGAAAAGACUCCAGAUGGUCUCCAUGUCAUUCAUUCUAGGAGCAGGAAUUCGAAAUGCGCCGUUUACAGUGUUCAGGCCAUGAGGGCACCCAAGGAAAUUGUUAUACUUCCUGAUAACUAUCAGGAAGACCUUAAUGCUACAGACACAGAAAAUGGAACAUCUGAAAAUGCAACAGUGACUGAAAACUCCAAAGAGAAGAAGCAUAACAUCUCAAAGAGAGCAGCCGUUGAGAGACUUCAAAUUGAAACUGCUGUGUUUGUUGAUGAUAAAAUGUACACCGUCAUUGAUAGUCAGAAUCCAAAGGCAGAUAACAUUGUGGAGACCAUUACUGACAUUGUUUUCGCUAUCAUGAAUGGGGUCCAUUUAUUGUACAAUGCUCCAUCCCUAGACAUCCAUUUCACCAUCAUGCUGGUAAGAUUAGAUAUUAUCAAGGAUCCUACCAAAGGGCCCUCAAAGGCUGGGGGUGACAUACAGAGAUACUUGAGCAACUUCUGUUACUGGCAGCGUAACUUAAACCGCUUAGAAAAUCCAGGUGGGGACGCAUCCAGUGGAUUUUGGGAUCAUGCACUUAUGCUGUCUGGGGUUGACCUUUGGGAUGGCAAACCAGAAUCUGAUUCUGUCAUAGGUCUAGCAUGGGUAUCAGGCAUGUGUCAUCCAACCUAUUCUUGCACAAUCAAUGAAGGAACAAGUUUUGAAGCUGUUUACGUCAUCACACAUGAAAUGGGACAUAAUCUUGGAAUGUCACACGAUGGAAGCUUGGAGGACAAAAAUACCUGUGAUCCGGACACCUACAUCAUGUCACCUUCAACUGGUCCUGGCAAAGUUACUUGGUCAAAAUGUUCUAAUUCUGAAUUGAAAACCUUCUUAAAAGAUAAUGAGUAUUCUGCCGACUGUUUGGAUGAUUUAGCGAGAGGACCAAGAGAACUUGAUUUCAGUGAUGGAAAGCUGCCUGGAGAAAUCUACACUGUCAAUCAGCAAUGCACAUACGCUCUAGGAUCAACUUUUAAGCCAUAUGUUACAUCUAAAUAUCCAUAUAACAAUGUAUGUCGUGAAACUUGGUGCCAAAAUACUACCCAUGCAAUGCGAAUACAUCCAGCACUGGAAGGUACCUCAUGUGGGGUGAAGAAGUUCUGUGUAAAUGGAAAUUGUGAAAAUAAACCAGCAAAUGCAAUUGAAUCUGCUACAACGGCAAUAACAACAACAACUGCUACCACAGAGGCUCCUAGUAAAUCUAAAGGCUUUCGGGAUUUCUUCAAGAGAAUACGUAACCUCUUUAAAAGGUAUCUGUACUUAAGGAAAGAUCUACCAACUUAUGUAUUUACAUCAAAAUGGACUUUGACCAACCAAACAAUGUGCUCUGUAGCUUGCGGUGGAGGAUGGCUUAUGAGCAAUGUCAGCUGUGCCACAUAUGAGGGUAAAAUAAUUGUCGAGGAUGACAUGUGUGACCCAAAGGAUAAGCCUCCAAACAAAUCAGCAUGUAAUACUAACCCCUGUAAAAUUGGAGAUCCACUGCCCUCACCCCCAUCUGACAGGUCAUUACCCUUUCCAAGUGGAUGACAAAAACUGGAAGUCUGCAAUCUACAUUAAGUUAAAAUUAAAGCAGUUUGUACUAAAUGUUACAAAUAUUUAAAUAAAUCUUUGUUUUAAUAAUCUACAUUACCCAUUAUCUAAAUGUCAUGAAAAAUAUAUGAAAAAUAUAUGAAUUUCCAAAGGUUUGUACUGCACUUUUGUUAUCUUGCAUGAAACAGUAGGAAUCAAUUACACAGGUUUAUAAUUUUCUUUAAUUGAAAAAUAUUCUGAAAUUUGUAAGGAAUUUGGUUCUUAGACAAAUUGUAAGUGAUCAACAAACUGAAUGCCAUCACUGGUUAAAACAAGCAAAACAGUAGUUUUCUAGGGUCUUCUAAAGCACAACUUCCUGAUUCAAUACAGACCAAUUUCAUUAAAUAAGCACUCCUACUGAAAAUAAGGGUUUAUAUGCAUGAAAUAAUCUGUUAAAAUUUCUGAAAAAAUUAAAAUAAAUUCUCUCUCAACUUUUACUGAAACAUCCAGCUACUUGUGGAAGGCAAGAUUCUUGAGCUCUUUGGCUACAGUAUCAAUCCAAUUAGAGAACAAAUGACAUUUUGCUCCAUUACAGUAAUUUAAUUUUAACUUGUAUUCAAUCCUUGACCAUUCAAUAUAAAUCAUGUAUUUCAAAUUUUUCAACUCUGCCCCUGCUACUGCACUGUAUCACACACCAAUAUUACUUACAAGUGUGAAAUCAAGAAAGUUCACAGUGGUUACAUGCCGGCAUCAGUGUACUCAAGGGCAAUAUGAAACAAGGUGAUAAUGACAGGAGAUAGUGAGCCACUCGUCUAUCUGUUACCACUAGUCUUGUUUUGAUUCCUGUACCUGUAGUAUUUACCUAUAAGUGAUAUCCUAAGACAAAGAGGGAAAGCUGAUAGCACUUCCUCUAAUGCACAAACUGUUACAGAAGAAUCAAUAUGACUUAGUAGUCUUGCUAUACUACUUAAUAAAAUACAGUAAUAUAUAAAUUUUCAUAAAAUAAUUAUUUAGAUUACUUAACUAGUGUUAAAGAUAAGUUAUCUUUAAUAAUAAGUUAAGAUUCAUCCCAGAUAAAUAAUUAUCUCCUGGCAGACAAGUUCUGUCAUGGCUGACAACAUAGCCUAAUGCUUUCUGAGCAAGUGGGUGCUUCAGAUAAAAAAGAAUAGUUUAAGAUCACUGAAUUCAAAUUCUUAAUUCUAUCAGGGUUAGUCCAAAAGACCACAGACUACAGUAGAUGGCACAUACAAUUGUACAGGAGCAAUGAGACCUCUGAAGUCAGAGAUAUGGACACUAUGCAGAAGCCACAAAAGCACAGCAGGAGUCACAGACAAGCACUGAGACAGUAGGCAGCAUUCCAUGAAGAACAGGUUAGCAAAUCCUUAACUUAACCAUGGCCCAAAGUCACGUCCAGGAACAAAGGGAACCAUCUUUCAGCAAGGAAAGAGGGGUCCAAUAAAAGAAUCUCCAAAUGAAGGUAAAGAAAUAGCUGGAAUCACAUGCAGUGCGCACGUAGCAGUAGAUGAAAGGAGCGGCAACAAAGAGAUUGGGAUAUCUUUUCAAGAGCAAUGGGGAGAUCAUCUGGAGAGGGAAAGCUUUGUAAGAAAAGAAGACAAGGGUGGAAAAGGCUGAUGAUGGCUUGACAUCUCUUACACUCAAUACUCGACGGCUGAUGAUGGCUGACAUUCUUACACUGAAUACUCGACAAGUGAAGGCUGUAUUGCAGAAAAGAAAGCUGCAUCAGAUGAGACCAAGUCUCGACAGUCACUGCUGCAGAACAAUAAGAUAAAAGGAAAAGCUGAAGGAGGCACCAGCUGCAGUACUGCAGCAAGGUACAGAAAAAGCUGGAGGAGUCGCCAACUGCAGCACCGAAUGUGCAGUUUAUACACUUGCUUUUGAUCAUAAAGGAAUAAGUAAUUAACCACCAGCCCACAAAUACACCAGAUAAAUCUGAAGGAACAGCAUGACUUAUCACUCUUGCCGACACAGAUAUACUGCGGCAUGAUUAAGGCAAAUUCCUGUAAAAUUAUCUCAUGAAAGGUGAAGGAUGCACAUCACAAAAGAAAUACGGUCUGUAUUCCAGGCAAGCAAAAUUACUACACAGUAAUGAAAAUUCAAGACAAACAGAAAUCAAAACAUUAAAUUUUAUUGAUUCGCAACAUAAAUAUCAAACUAAUUUUAGUUAUAAUAAAAAAAUAUAUACGUCAAUGAAACUCCAAACCACAUACAAGGGAGAGCACAGCACAAACUACGUACUAUGAUAAUGUUUACAACUCAGUUUUUGUUAAAGAACACUACUACUACUACUACCUACUCUAAAGUAAUUAUCAAUUAGUAAACAUAUUAUGAACCCAUCAUUGACUACAAUAAAUCUAAUGUAACAUUCAUCAGCAUUGAUAAAUCUCAGUACAGAAGCAAGAGGUUUUGGCAGAAGACAAGGAGAUCCCCAUAAAAAAUGAAGACCUUACCUAUCUUUUUACAACUGUUUUGCUCACUUUUACCAGAUUUUGGCACUGAUUUUCUGCCCAGCUUAGCAGAAGUCUUUAGUAUGACUGUGACUUGUAUGAACAUACAAAAAAUAUCUCCACAAUUAUUCCCUCCAAGCUAUUCUUUUGUGAUGCUUUGUGAUAACAGAUCAAUUACUUUUUCCAUGUAAUGUAUAUAUCUAAAUAUGGCCUCAACAGAUGAAUGUAGCUUAGUAUUUGAAAAGGUCCAAUAUCUUAUAACUAAAGUUUAAGAUUGGAGAUUUAUUGUAUUUUUCCAACACAAAGGAUGUAAAUGAUAAAAUUUGACUGACCUUAUAUGUAUACACUAUGAGAAGCUAGACUUCAAAACUAUUUGGAAUUACUUUCAGAACAUCAGUCCUGGAGAAUAAAUGUACUACAUUCAAAUAGAUUACCCGAGCACUUGGUUCUAAAAUUAGUUGAGCAGUAAUUUUGUAUUUUAUUAUACGUAUCACUAUCUGUUAAGCCAAAUGCCCGUAAAUAAAAUACAAUGUAGAAGUUAGUUCCCAUGAAUAACUUAUAACCAAAAGGACUGAAUUACAUUGUUUUUGCUCUAAUGAUGAAACUUUUCAAAAACUUUUUGAGAGAAAAAUAAAGAUGUAUAUUUUUACCU